Molecule: messenger RNA, 2899 nt
Organism: Silurus meridionalis
Lineage: Eukaryota; Metazoa; Chordata; Actinopteri; Siluriformes; Siluridae
Gene: ttc13
Product: tetratricopeptide repeat domain 13
Exons: 23
Coding region: 32-2515 (827 amino acids)
Molecular function (GO): protein binding
Source: RefSeq, a predicted model, not a curated record
CCCGCGCUAUCACCUGCGCAACGUCCAGAACAUGGCACCUGCUGACAGGGCUGCAGCUGCUGUUGCGGCAGCGCUCUGUUUGCUGUGUCUGCUUCACGGCGCCGCCUCCGCCGAGCACCUCGCCUUCUUCGACGGCGAGCCGACCGAGCGCGGCUGCAACCAGAAGUCCGACUGGGAGGAGUUUCCCCCAGACUGCGAUCCUAAUGUUUUUCAGCUGGAGGAUCCGGAAUGUGAGGACGGCAGUUCGGCCUGCGAGUCGGUCUUCUCUCUGAACGCAGAGAAGAUCCUGAGCCAGGCCAGGCUGUUUGUAGAGCAGCGGCGCUUUCCAUUUCCCGUCGAUGACCCCAACAUCAACGAGGAGCUUGCCAUAGGCUACGUCCUCAUCGGCAACGCUCUCUAUGAUGAAGCCAUCAAACACUUCUCUCUGUUACUGCAGGGAGAUCCAGAGCUGGUCAGCGCCAUGUACGGGAAAGGGAUCGCCUACGGGAAAAAGAGCUUACAGGACAUAAAAAAUGCUGACUUGGCACUUUAUGAGCUAAGCAGAGUGAUCUCACUGGAACCCAACAUGCCAGAGGUGUAUGAACAGAGAGCAGAGAUUCUCUCUCCUCUUGGGCGGAUUAGUGAAGCUCUGAGCGACCUCACUACAGCCAUUCAGCUGCAGCCUUCAGCACGACUUUACCGUCACCGGGGAACCCUGCUCUUUAUUUCAGAGGACUACAUCGCUGCUAUGGAGGACUUCCAGCAGUCUCUGGAGCUGAAGAGAAACCAGCCGAUCGCCAUGCUUUAUAAAGGCCUCACCUUCUUCCACAGGGGCCUGCUUAAGGAGGCGAUCGAGACAUUUAAAGAAGCGCUGAAGUUGAAGUUGGACUUCAUCGAUGCCCACAAAAGCCUGGCUCAGGCAUACAGGGAGUUGGGUGAUUUCGACAGUGCCAUGGAGAGUUUCCAGAAAGCUUUGCUGCUGAACCAGAAUCAUCUCCAGUCUCUGCAGCUCAGAGGGAUGAUGCUGUAUCAUCACGGCAGCCUGCAGGACGCCAUCGGCAACUUCAAGAGAUGCCUGCAGUUGGAGCCGUAUAACGAGGUGUGUCAGUACAUGAAGGGUCUGAGUCACGUGGCUAUGGGACAGUUCUACGAAGGCAUCAAGGCUCAGACGAAAGUAAUGCUAAAUGAUCCCCUGCUGGGCCAAAAAGCAAGCUCUGAAUAUCUAAAAGUCAAAUACCUCAGAGAAUACUCUCGUUAUUUGCACUCUCACCUGGACAUCCCUGUAGCAGAAUACAACGUGGACCAGGAUCUUCCAGGGAACUUUAAAAACCACUGGGCUAAAAACCUGCCCUUCCUUAUAGAGGACUACGAAGAGCAGCCUGGACUUCAACCACACAUCAAGGAUGUUCUACCUCAGGAUUUUGACAGUUACUCGGCAGAGGUGCAGAAGCUGAUCUGUACGGCGGAUCAUCUCGGCACGCUCAUGCAGUACAACACGUCAGGGUUCUUGUCCAACCAGCGCAUCCACAGAGCCAUGGGUCUGGCGGCCAUCGAGGUGAUGCAGGCGAUGCAGCGGACGUGGAGUAACUCGAAAGUGCGUGUCAACGGCAAAACCAGGCAGCUGCAGUGGAGAGACAUGUUCGACAUCGCCGUGAAAUGGAGGAGGAUUGCAGAACCAGAUCAGCCCGUUCUGUGGUUGGAUCAGAUGCCAGAACGGAGCCUGAGCAGAGGAUUUAAUAAUCACAUCAACCUGAUCAGGGGUCAAAUCAUCAACAUCAGAUACAUGGAGUACUUUGGCAGCAUCCUCGACUUUAUCAAAGACAGAAUACUGGUGUAUCACGGUGCGUAUAACCCACGAGGAGUGCAGGAAGUGAAACAGGCCCUGGAGAACGUCAGCAAAGUGGAGGACCUGCUGCCUAUCAUGAAGCAGUUCAACAGUAAAACGAGAGACGGCUUCACGGUGAACUCGAAGGUGCCGAGUACGAAGGAUCCCGGGAUCGAAUACGACGGCUUCACCAUAACCAUCACAGGAGACCGUGUGGGAAACAUGCUGUUCUCAGUGGAGACUCAGACCACAGAGGAGAGGACGCAGCAGUACCAGUCUGAGAUCGAGGCUCUUUAUAAAGACCUGACGACGAAAGGCAAAGCGCUCAUGCUGUCCUCAGAACUGGGGGAUUCAGAUGCGGUGUGUAACCUCGUCCUCUCACUGGUGUAUUAUUUCUGUAACCUCAUGCCCCUGUCCCGAGGCUCCAGCAUCGUGGCCUACUCCGUGGUGAUGGGAGCUAUGAUGGCGAGCGGGAAAGAGGUCGUCGGCAGAAUUCCUGCUGGGAAGAUAUUUCAGCUGGUGGAUUUCGAGGCCAUGACCAAGCCGAGCCCCGAUCGCUUCACCAAAACCGCCAAGAGCUGGAUGAACCUGAAAAGUCUACCCAGCUGGUACCAAAACCUUCCGUCCGUAGCCGAGACGUUCCAGUUUGCCAGAACCAUGAUCGAGGUCCUGAACACCGACUCGUCCUCACACUGUCCCAAACGAUCUUAAAGGACGUCGGUCCUCUCCUCAGUCUUCCAUUAUACAGAUGUUUAUUAAGAUAAUUGGUAUUCCAGCCCCCGAUAAAGCAAAUAAAAAAAAAGUUCUUCUAAAAUACCUCUGAGACAGUCGUUUUACGACUUCAGUCUCACGUCGUACAAGGGCUCAUUACGUCCUCGUUGGUGCUCAGCAUCUACUGCGAACUUAUUUGUUAAGGAAGAACAGAUUUGUUAAAAUACGUUUUAUUCACCUUUAAGUUUUUAACUCCUUUGUUUUUAUUUCGGGGGCUUCGAGGACAAUUUACUGUUUUAGGAAUUCAAGCCGAAUUGAAAUAUCGAGAUGUGAAGCUUCUAAGAGCAGCGUUGGAAACGAAUAAACGUCUUGAGUUUCCACAAA